AUGUCGGGUCGUGGUAAAGGUGGCAAAGGACUCGGGAAAGGAGGCGCUAAGCGUCACAGGAAGGUGCUGCGUGACAACAUUCAGGGCAUCACAAAACCCGCCAUUCGACGUUUAGCGCGCCGUGGCGGAGUAAAGCGGAUCUCGGGUUUGAUCUACGAGGAGACUCGAGGAGUGCUGAAGGUGUUCUUGGAAAACGUCAUUCGUGACGCCGUUACGUACACUGAGCACGCAAAGCGCAAGACUGUGACCGCCAUGGACGUGGUUUAUGCUCUGAAACGCCAGGGCCGUACCCUUUAUGGCUUUGGCGGCUAA
This is a messenger RNA of Hydatigera taeniaeformis, 312 nucleotides long. NCBI's taxonomy places the organism in Eukaryota, Metazoa, Platyhelminthes, Cestoda, Cyclophyllidea, Taeniidae. The record is from the annotation of a GenBank genome assembly.